Messenger RNA from Helobdella robusta, 1449 nucleotides. RefSeq lists its product as hypothetical. The coding region runs from base 1 to 1449 and encodes 482 amino acids. Gene Ontology annotation, biological process: transmembrane transport. The transcript has 7 exons. Gene Ontology annotation, molecular function: transmembrane transporter activity. The record is from RefSeq and is a predicted model, not a curated record. Lineage: Eukaryota; Metazoa; Annelida; Clitellata; Rhynchobdellida; Glossiphoniidae.
AUGGCGUCAUCAUUCGUCAACAAUCUGGAGUGGCUAUUCUUCACUCACAGUCUCCUCUACGGAAUGGGAUCAAGUCUCAUCUACAUGGCGUCCUCCCUGGUCAUUGGCGAGCAUUUUGGCAAGGAUCACAAGUACCACGUCCUAGCCACUUCUAUUCUGCUCUGUGGAUAUCCUAUCGGAAGUCUGAUAUUCAAUCCGGUGCACGCCUGGCUCAUUGAAAGUUUCACCUGGAGGACAGCAUUCAGGGCGACCAGUGGCUUGAUCCUGCUUACAGGGCUGGUGUGCUGUUGGAAUUUCUCGCCCAAGGAAUCUGGUGACGCCAUGAGGAUAGCGGAAGUGGAUGACGAGUACAACGACGAAUAUCCGGUAGAGGAUGACAGCAGCGCGUAUAAUCGCUUCCGCCUUGGGAUUUUCCUCGAAAGACCGGAAAUAAUUCUCUGGUUCCUUGGCAACAUGCUCAGUUAUCUUGGAUUCUACAUGCCCUUCAUGAAUUUGGCCCACUACAUGCAAAGGAGGAACAUAACGCCGAAAUGGAGUUCUCUUGCAUUGAUCCUCUUGAGUCUGGCUGAAUGCGUUACCUACAUAACUGCCAGCUUUCUGGGAGACUACCUCAAAGAUAGACUUGUGUACGUAAAUGUGGCAGCCUCGGGCGCUCUGGCGGUCAUCUGCCUGGUGUGGCCACUCAUCGAUGUUUCGUACGGGAUGAUACUGGCAAUAUCGUUAGCAAUGGGGGGGUUUCUGGGACUGAACAUCGUGUACACGUACGCUGCGUCCAGGGAGACAACUAAGCUGCCCAUCGACAUCGCUUGGUCCUACACUAACCUCUGGUCUGGAUUCAUCUACGACAUCAACAACUCUUACACCGGCGUCUUCUUCGUGGUUGGUGGUGUGUACCUGCUAGAUACCUGCAUAUUUGGAGCAAUACCUCUCUUGCAAUACCGCAGAGAACUGAAGCACAGCAAAAAUCUCGACUCAACGGAUCUCGAGAAUAAGAGCUACGAAACGUUGAAAUUCAGCACAAAACUACCUCAGCAGCAGCAGUCGCAGCAGCCACAACAGCCACAACCGUUCAGCAACGAUUUGAGAAAAACCAGUCUGACCAAUGGCGGAGCUACAAAUGCAGUAGGAGGGGGUGGAAGUAGUGGCCCGGACCUCAACACUUCGCUGUACGUUCAGGGGCCCGUGCCCUGUACGAUGACCACGGUGGUCAAACAGCACGAGCAGCAAUCUGUUGUCUCAUUCGACAGAGGCCCAAGGCAUGGAAACAACCCCUUCCAGAAGAACGGCGGUGAAGCUGUCAAUGUAAAUAUUAAUUAUAAUAAUAAUAGUAAUAAUAAUUAUUAUGAUGAUAAUAAUAAUAAUAAUAAUAAUAUUAAUAAUAAUAGUGUGGGAGAUUACGCUGGCGCGUGGCAAGCCAAUUUCGAUAAUGAUAAUAUCAACAAUGAAUGA